This is a messenger RNA of Trichobilharzia regenti, 441 nucleotides long. The record is from the annotation of a GenBank genome assembly. NCBI's taxonomy places the organism in Eukaryota, Metazoa, Platyhelminthes, Trematoda, Strigeidida, Schistosomatidae.
AUGGGUGUUGUAUUCGGUGCAGUUAUGUCAGAAGGAAUGAAGUGUAGUAAAGGAUUUUAUGGGACUGGUGAAACAUUUGUCUUUCAUUGGAAACCAACAUUUAAAAAAUACUGUUGGACCAAAAAGAAUUAUUUCUUUAUGCGAGGAUCGCCUCACUCGUUUCAUAUCGGUGGUCAGAGUGGAAGAAAUGCUAUUUGGUUCGAUGAAUCACUGAAAUAUGGUCGUAGUGAACCAACAGAUACAUAUGAUAAUCCUGUACUCAGUGGAAAUUUACCAGAUAUUCAAUUCUCUUCAGCGUCAAUUGAUACUGACAGUACUGCUCAAAAUACACAGUCAAAACAAAGUAAUCCUCCUGAAUCGAUUAAGAAAUCUUCAACAAUGAUGUAUAACAGUGUCCCGUUUGUAAUUGAUACCGUUGAAUUGUGGCAGUUAGUUAGUUAG